GAAGCCAACCCACACGGACAGUCCGGCAAUGGACCACCACCGUCGUCGCCGCUGCUGGCCCGCCGCCACUGUCGCAGCGACGCUCUGCCUUGUCCUCGCGCUCGGCGGGAGGAGCGGCGCCGCGGCGAGGCCGCUGAGGCGCCUGCACGCGGCGGAGGGGAGCACGGAGUCCGCGGCGUCGGAGGCGGUGCUCGACGUGACGGCGGCCGAGGCGCCGGAGGCCACCAGGUGGGCCGGAGCCGCCGGGGGCGAGGAGGGCCAGGACGAUCUCGGCGCGGGGAAGUGGCUGCCGCUGCCCAUGCCGAUGCCGAUGCCGGCGGGGAGCGCGCUGGCGGGCGGGCUGCGGUUCCCGCCGGUGUCGUUCCCGCUGUCCGGCGCGUCCAUGCCGUGGCUCCCCGGCGCGCCGCCCGCGUUCGCCGGGAUGCCGGCGCUCGUGCCCCCGUACGUGGGCGCCACGCGGCAGGAGCAGCUCAGCCUGUGGGCGUCGCUGUUCAACCCGUUCCAGGUAAGGCCGAGGGUGCCCGGCGCUCUGAGCGGCGAGACGGCGGCGGCGGGGACCGGCGCCCCGGCCAUCGCCAGCGGCGGGAAGGCCGCCGAGGGGGCGACCAUGGACGUGCCCGCCGCCGUCGCCGCGCAGGUCGCCCAGUCCAAGUGGGGCGUCUUCUCGGGCAACAUCGAUCGCCGCAACUAGAUAGCUCAUGGCUAGUCAUGUGGCGAAAUAAGCCGAUUAGCUUAGUAGAUGAAAAAAAUGGUAGACUAAUUAAGGAAAAUGUUAGUAGCAUACUAAACUUUUUGCAGUUUGAGCAAAAUGUUUGUAUCAAGGAGCAGUCGAGAGAGUUAGAGAAGGUUGUUGUCUAUUCAUUUCCGUGAUGUUCUUUAAACUCGAUAUGUGUA
Panicum virgatum (switchgrass) is the source of this 894-nucleotide messenger RNA. RefSeq lists its product as uncharacterized. Bases 29 to 691 code for a protein of 220 amino acids. The transcript has a single exon. Lineage: Eukaryota; Viridiplantae; Streptophyta; Magnoliopsida; Poales; Poaceae. The record is from RefSeq and is a predicted model, not a curated record.